This is a messenger RNA of Vespa velutina, 3750 nucleotides long. RefSeq names its product Krueppel homolog 1-like (gene Kr-h1). The coding region runs from base 352 to 2025 and encodes 557 amino acids. The record is from RefSeq and is a predicted model, not a curated record. The transcript is spliced from 2 exons. NCBI's taxonomy places the organism in Eukaryota, Metazoa, Arthropoda, Insecta, Hymenoptera, Vespidae.
GUAUCUCUUCGGUUCGGCCAGGAGGUAAACAUUACACAGUACGAUUGGCCAUCCCACGAGGCGGGUCCUUCAGUUUUCGUAGUAUCAACUUUUUCGUCUCGGUCCAACGCGAGCGACCGAAAAGCAACGGAGUAAUGAAAGAAAAUACGUGCGCCUAGUUUCCGAAUUAAGUGAAUUCUAUCGUUCACUUUAUUUAAUUUUUUUUUCAUCGAGUGUUCGGUUACGCGCACAUUUAAUCAGCCUUGGAAAUUGAGAGAUGUCGAGGAAGACAGAAGUAAAAUUUUGAGAGAGAGCACGAGAAAGAAAAAACAUACGAGACGCCUUUGGCCGCGCACACGGUAGUAAUCUACGAUGGUGAGUUAUUACCAAACCGAGCCGAUCCCGAAUCCAGUGACGGUAUCAGUGACGAGCGUGCUGCCAAAUUUGGAGACGAUGAACCCAGUGAAGAACCUUGUUUGCAGCCCGGACCUUCCGGUCUUCGGCUCGACGACAUGUACCACGGCUGCUGCCGUUACCGUCGAAAGUCUGACAAACUCGAACGAGGAGAAGGCUUACCAGUGUCUUCUCUGUCAGAAGAGCUUCGAUCAAAAAAGUUUGUAUCAGAGUCACUUGCGUUCGCACGGUAAAGAGGGAGAGGAUCCUUAUCGGUGCAAUAUUUGUGAGAAAACAUUUGCGGUACCUGCACGUUUGACCAGGCAUUACAGGACUCACACGGGCGAGAAGCCUUAUCAGUGCGAAUACUGCAGCAAGUCCUUCUCUGUGAAGGAAAAUCUUAGCGUUCAUCGACGGAUACAUACGAAGGAACGACCAUACAAGUGCGAUGUUUGCGAGCGUGCCUUCGAGCAUAGCGGCAAACUCCAUCGUCACAUGCGAAUCCACACGGGCGAACGUCCACACAAGUGUACAGUUUGCUCGAAGACGUUCAUACAAAGCGGCCAGCUGGUAAUACAUAUGCGUACACACACCGGUGAAAAACCUUAUGUAUGUAAGUCUUGCGGCAAGGGAUUCACCUGUUCGAAGCAGCUAAAGGUACAUACUCGUACCCAUACCGGCGAAAAGCCUUAUACUUGCGAUAUAUGCGGAAAGUCCUUCGGAUAUAAUCACGUAUUGAAACUCCAUCAAGUAGCACAUUAUGGUGAAAAGGUCUACAAGUGUACCCUCUGUCACGAAACUUUUGGCUCGAAAAAAACGAUGGAGCUUCACAUAAAAACACAUUCAGACUCAUCCUCCUCGUCCUCAUCUUCAUCCUCCUCAUCUUCGUCCUCUUCUUCUUCGUCCUCAACAUCCAGCGGAAUCUCUUCCGCCAGAGAGUCACCGAUCGAAUCGAUCAUGGAGAUCUCACAGAGUAACUCCGUUGCUCCUAAUGCACCAUCACCAAUACCGAUCUGUGGCGGAAACAACAAAGAACUUCCGCGUAAGAACGCAGAGAAUAUCCCAUGUAGCCCGAACGAAGUUUAUCCAAAUCAACGGGAUUUCUCGUACUAUGUUUUCCCAAGAGAACAGUAUCCUCAAUCAGUUUCCUCGAUAAACGGUCCAAUGGGUCUGUUAAACGCAGGAAUCGAAGAAAGAUCGGUUCAUCAAAUUGUCAACCUCGAACAACAGUCUCAUGUCUUCCUUUAUUCCGACAUAUCCUCAAGUCCUUACCCAAUAACCGAGUUUGCUUUUCCAAAUAGAGGAGUUGAACCGAUGGUCGGUGAAUGUCCGUCCUUGCUGAAUCUACCCGGAAAUGAUGCUCGUAGAAGAGUCGAGGCAGCUUUGGAGGCCGUUGAGGAAGAGAGACAACGGGAGUACGGAAUGAACGUGAAAAAAGAGGAACAGAUACUUACGCCACCGAGCAGCAAUCCUGUCAGUCCAGCACCUUCGCCAGAUCCUCUCGAUCUCGCUAUACCUGUCAGGGAAACUUUGAUCUUACCACCAAGGAAACGUUGCAAGAUGAUUCUCGAAUCAAUGGAAAGCGAGAGAAGCGCAAGUCUUCUUGGCUCUCAAAGGCAAAGUUCCGUUAUUCAUUUUGCACGUGCCUCAUAGUCAGAUACGGUUAAUUCCUACGAAAAUAAAGGAAAACCGAUGGAACUCUAUUCGCAAAAAAUGAUGGCACCGUCCUCCGAAAAGACUCUAGUGAUAUUCCAUGUGAACUCUUUCGAGUGCGUAAUAUGAACGAACGAACAGAAAAAUUCAGUGUCUUCGAUAAUCAUAGUCAAUCCUUCGUCGGACACGUUGCCUUCUAAACGCGUACAGAGUACAAAAACAAAAGUACGAAUUAUAACAGUAUAGCACAAAUUGUGUGCGAAAGGGAUUCAAUCAAAUGUUUCGAGAUUGAUAAGAUUUUAAGUAGGCACACGUGCGUCCAUUUUGAUAACGAUUCAAAAUUAUCAAAAUUGCAAAAUUAUUAUCGACUAUAUGUAUGGACAUGUAUACAUACAUAUGAGAUAUACCUAUGUAUCUCUUAAUUUUUUUUCUUUAUGAUAUUUUUAUUUCCUUUUUCACUUAUUGCCACGUGCAUUCAAGUUUCCGUUUUAUCUAAGACCAUAAGAUGCAAUGACGUAUUUUUAUGGAUAGAACGAACAUCUAAAAAGUAAUUUUUGGAAAGUAUAUAUGUCAGUGAAUUUUAAGAAGAUGAAGAACUUUUCUAACGAUCGCUCGAACGAAUUAAUCUUACUUGUAGCGAAUUAUUAUAUAUAUAUAUAUAUAUAUAUAUAUAUAUAUAUAUAUAUAUAUAUAGAGAGAGAGAGGGAGAGAGAGAGAGAGAGAUACAUAUAUAAGCAAAACAAAUUUUGUUGAUCCUAAAAUAGACAGUGCAGCUUCUUCGAAGGAAGCUGCGUCACUACCUCGAGAAGUGUAUUGAUUCUUUUUGAGAAUAAUUUAUUCACCUCCUUUCCAAGGGGUGAGGGGUGUCAAGUUUUUUAAUAUUCGUAGGAGUAUGAACUUCGUAUAUUAAUCUUCUUUCUCUUUCCACAUUAACUAAUCUAAUAAUUUAAACUCAAACGGGCAUUCGUUUCUUGCCACGAUUUAUAAGACUGAUGUCAGUCUGUUACGAUUAAUAAUUUGUCGUUUCACGAUACAGGUAUGUGUUAUAUAUUAAUCACGUAUAUAUUAAUUAAACUACAACAGCCACAAAAUAUAAAGAAACACGAAUAACAUACAUUUAACGCACAAUAGGCUGCUCAAGUUUUGUAAUUUUUACAUCGAUACUUAUUUAAUGUAAUUUUAUCGUUCCUUAACAUUUCUUAAAGUUGUCCAUUAUAUAUAGGUAUAUAUAUUAUAAUAUAUAUAUAUACGUACAUAGAGACGAUAUACAUUAGAAUUAAAUCGCCUUGCAUUUUCUACGACAAACGCCUAUGUCGUAGACUCGAACGGUACUACUAUUACUAUCGAAGUUCUGCUAAAUUCCUGCCAACUGCAAUUUCUUAUUGCAAUAUUUUAAAUAUCCUUGACGCCAAGAAAAUACAGACUCUCGCACAAAAAUAAAAAAAAAAAAAAAUAGUAAAUUUAAAUUUUAACAAUAUUUUGAUACAUUAUAAAGGAGAAAGAUAUAAAAAUUAGAACAGAUAGAGAGACAAGCAUCACUCAUAAAAUGAUUUCACAAAAGAAUUAUCAGGUACAUACAAGAGAAUAUUUAAGAUUUCAGAAAUCAUAAUAAUACGACUAAGGCACCAAAUAAUAUUGUAUCACUGUGAUAAGAAUUUUGCACUACCUACGCUAUAUUAACAAGAAAAGAAAAGAAAAAAAAAACAAAAAGAAGAGAACUAAAAA